Messenger RNA from Candidozyma pseudohaemuli, 3156 nucleotides. RefSeq lists its product as uncharacterized. The transcript has 3 exons. The record is from RefSeq and is a predicted model, not a curated record. NCBI's taxonomy places the organism in Eukaryota, Fungi, Ascomycota, Pichiomycetes, Serinales, Metschnikowiaceae. Gene Ontology annotation, cellular component: mediator complex; core mediator complex. Gene Ontology annotation, biological process: regulation of transcription by RNA polymerase II. Bases 1 to 3156 code for a protein of 1051 amino acids. Gene Ontology annotation, molecular function: transcription coregulator activity; RNA binding.
AUGUCGACAAUCAGUGAUUUCCACGCCCACACACUAGCUGUGGCCUCGGUGUAUCCUAGCCCCACGGCUACUUCCACGCAAACAAGAGAUUCAGACUCCUCGUCAUCUUUCGUGGGGAACACGCCGUCUACAGUGCUUUUCUUUUUGGCCAUGCUGGUUGGUGUCGCCAUAGCGUUUGUGUUCAUUUUCUUCACCAUGAGGUACUUUGUGCGUUCCCGCUAUGGGCUCCACAUAUACCCCGUGGCCCACCAUGGGAUGAUGUUCACUGCAAACGUGGGACCUGACCGUGUGGCGCUAAGUCAUUCGCCGUCCGACCGCGAGCUCGACUGGUACUUGACGUACCUCAGAAAUAACCAUUUCUUUCGAGAUGAUUUUUUCGAAAGACGUUAUCUUUCUGCCGUUGAAGGCCUAGAUGCCUUGGCUGCGGGACGCCGGCGUAGACGGCGUAGAAGAGGAAGGUAUCUGAAAAUGAAGAAGCUUACGGUGGCCCAGGUGGACUGCCUUUUUCCAAAAACAUCAUAUGCUGAGUGGCUCCAUAAUGGCGACACAGAAGACGAUUUGGCCCUGGUUCGAAUGGAUAUGGAUGGUGAAAAUGAAAAAGUAAAUGCUACGACGACAGUGCAAGGUGACUUUGAGGUCAUCGAGCUUCGGCGUCUCUCUUCACCUGACCAUACUACUCCUGAUAUCGAUGCCACUUCCCUGGCCACGUCUAAUGUCAAAACCGAGCUCCACUUUGACUCUGGAAGCUGUGCAAUUUGCUUGGAUACUUAUGAACCUGACGAUGUUGUCAGAGGCCUAAUAUGUGGUCAUGUUUUCCAUGCAGAGUGUGUCGACCCUUGGUUGACCCGCCGGCGUGCGUGCUGUCCUAUUUGUAAGAGAGAUUACUACAAGGAGAACAACAGAGAAGCUAAUGUGACCGAGCGCCCAGAGGGACAUGUCAACAACACUAAUACCGAGAGGGCAGAGGAAAACAGAACAGAAGAAAACAGGACAGACGAGCACAGAGCGGAGGAUCUUUCCCAGCCUCAAGAGGUGGAUUUGGCCGAGGCAGGCAAUACCACGGACCGUGAAACGGAUAAUAAUACGACUCACACAGAAGAAGAUUUCACGAUCAAUUACGAUGUUUUACGAAAUGACCCCAACCUACGCAACCUUCUCAACGAGCUCAUUCCGCUUUCGGAGCGAGCCAAUGCCAUCUUGCGGGGCCAGGACACGCUUGAUCUCGAGCUGGCGGCCCGUGUGGUGGCUAACAAGAAGUUUUCUAAUUGCUGGAAGCGCAGUUUCUGGCGACUCAUGGGGAUCUCCAAGGAGGAUAUGUUCAAUUGGGCGGUGAUCUCGCUCUACUCCGAGGAACAAGCCCAGCAGGCAGAGGAAGGACGGGACGACGUUAGUCACGACUUUCCUGUGCUGCACUUGCCCCAUGUGGCGCCGGAAACGCUGGACGGGCCGGCUGCUCAGGAAACUGUGCAGAUGGAGCAGAUAGCGCUGACAGAAACACCCGAGGCACAGCAGAAUGAAAGCCGCCGAAGUCCUCGAAGAUCACAGGAAAGCGAACACAGCGUUUACCACAAUGCUGAGGACAAUGCCGAGGAUUUGGCCGAGGCUGCUCGGGAAGUGGUCGACAGACGGAAGAACGUGAGGAAGAUGGACCUUGGGUCCUUUUUGAACGACGAGUCCGUCGGAGGCGGCCUGUGGGCCGAUGCCGAGGUCGACAUGUCGUCGAUCGGAGUCCCUGUGGGCGGCUCCUCGGGUGCCCCUGUGCUGAGAAGCACCGAGUUCUCGGAGCAGUAUGCUAGAAGAGACAGAGAGGAGAUUCCUAUUCCAGAUGCUCCUCCUUACAAGGCCCGUGUUGGCAAUUUGCCAUACGACGCCACCGAGCCCGCCUUGACCCGUUUCUUCGAGGACCGCUUGCAGGCCAGAGAUAUCGUCACCGAGGUGAAGUUGCCUUUGGACAACAUGACCGGCAAGCCCAAGGGAUUUGCCUUUGUCACCUUCAGCGAGAGAGCCGCUUUGGAGGAGGCCUUGAACUUGACCAUGUCGGAGUUCAACGGCAGAAAGAUGUACGUGAACGUCGCUGCUCCACAGAAGACCGAUGUGUUUGAUCUCGACUGGAGACUGGCCAGAGGUCCUCCAGGUGGAGGCAGAAGAGACAGAGAAAGAGAGGAGGUUGACUUGGACUGGGGUGCUGCCCGUUCGUCCGGUCCUGUUGGCGGCGGCGGCAGAGAGAGAGGUCCCCGUGGUCCCAGAAGAGAAGAACCCGACCUUGACUGGGGUUCUGCCAGAGGUUCUGGAGCGCUUCCACCCAGAGAACCCAGAGAGAGAAGAGCCAGACCCGACGAGCCCGAGCUCGACUGGGGCAGCGCCAGAAACGCCUCGGGACCUUUGCCUCCCAGAGAAAGAAAGCCCAGAAGAGACGAGCCCGAGUUGGACUGGGGUGCUGCUCGUGGCUCCGGCGGCCCAUUGCCUCCACGUGAGAGGCUGAACAGAAAGCCCAGGGAGGACAAUCUCGACUGGACCAGAGGAGGCGCUGCUGCUCCUAAGAAGAAGGACGAGAAGGAGUUUGACUGGAAGAGAGGCCAGGCUUUGGAGCCCCGCAAGAAGGAGGCUCCUAAGAAGAAGGAGGAGGCCGCUGCUGGCCCUCAGAAGUCCUUGUACGAUGUCUUGUCUGUGGACGACGACGAGGACGAGGAGGAGACGGGGCUCGAGCAGAAGGUGGCCGACGUGAAGUUGGACCCAUCGCCGCUAGAUAAUCUCCUCAAGAUGUACGGCCUAGAACCGAUAGCAAAGCUGCUCGAGCGUACAAAGCCAGACGGCUCCAAGGGCGUCAAACUACGCAAGUCUUACAAAAAUCACAUCCAGGACUUGCCGGGAAAGCAUCAAAUACCUCCGGCAAAAGCCGUUCCAGCUGCGCUCUUGGACCCCAACUUGAGCCAGCAGCCUGACCUAAUCCACGAGAUUGACGCUGAUUUGUUGAAUCACGCCUUGAAGUUCGAAAAGACGCCGGUGAAUGGCAUUCCCGGUUUCAACCCGGCCGAGUUGGCUAUCAGCGACCAGCUGACCCUAAUGAGAGGAGAUGAUAUGAGCGAGAACGACGAGAAUAAGAAAAAGAGAAAGAAGAAGCAGGCGUCUGUGGACGCCAAGAGGCAGCAUAUAUAA